AUGGGGAGGACACCGGGUUGUGAGAAGGUAGGGUUGAAGAAAGGACCAUGGACUCCAGAAGAAGACAAGAAGCUUGUGGCUAGUGUUGAAAAACAUGGCCAUGGAAACUGGCGUUCAGUACCUGCCAAAGCGGGUCUUCAAAGAUGUGGAAAGAGUUGCAGGCUAAGAUGGAUGAACUACCUCAAACCCGAUAUAAAACGAGGAAACUUCAGCAUGGAAGAAGAUCGAACCAUUAUUCAACUCCAUGCUCUACUAGGAAAUAGAUGGUCAAUCAUAGCAGCUCACCUUCCCAAAAGAACAGACAAUGAGAUCAAGAACUAUUGGAACACCAACAUCAAGAAAAGACUCAUGAGAAUGGGCAUAGAUCCCAAAACCCACAAAGCAAUAAAAUCCAACACGUGUGAAGAAGCCUAUGGUGGUGUUCAUCAGUUCAAGGACACCAAUAAUAUUUGCCACGUGGCUCAAUGGGAGAGUGUUGGAGUAGAAUAUGAAGCCAGAGGAUCCAUUUUCCAACUUGGAUCUAGCUCCUCCUUCCAUCUUCCUCGGUUAACGAUAAGCAAAAUCCCAACUCAACCUUACCCUUCAUCAAAUUCACCAUCAACCAAACACAACAACACAAUGUAUCACAUGUUUGCCCUCAUGCUUGCCACAGAUCAUGUUGGUGUCCUUCACUCGCCUGUUUCCAUGUUGAGCUUUCCGGUUUCUUCACUCUCUUCCAAUGAAUGGAAAUUCAAAGAAGGUUCAUUCUCAUACAAGGGUGAUUGUGAUGUUAAGAUACAAAAUAAUAAUAGUCUAACUCAAAAUUAUGUGUCAUAUUUGCAAGAUGAUGACAUUAUGGUGGCUGUGGAAGCAUUUAGAGAACGAAAAUGUGAGAGUAUUCCAGAUUUGUUUGACGGUGACUGCAUUGGGAGGUGUAAUUAA
Abrus precatorius (Indian licorice) is the source of this 921-nucleotide messenger RNA. RefSeq names its product transcription factor MYB106-like. The record is from RefSeq and is a predicted model, not a curated record. The coding region runs from base 1 to 921 and encodes 306 amino acids. Lineage: Eukaryota; Viridiplantae; Streptophyta; Magnoliopsida; Fabales; Fabaceae. The transcript has 3 exons.